Molecule: messenger RNA, 330 nt
Organism: Geodia barretti
Lineage: Eukaryota; Metazoa; Porifera; Demospongiae; Tetractinellida; Geodiidae
Source: the annotation of a GenBank genome assembly
AUGGGAAUUUCAAAGAUAUCAGAUCCCAAAAGCUGGGAGAGCGGCGUAAUACGAUCGCCGCGUCCGGUCUUUGUAGACUUUUGGGCUGAGUGGUGCGGACCGUGCAGGAUGGUGAGCCCUGUGGUUGAGGAGCUUGCACAGGAGUACGACGGCACCGUGGACUUUGUCAAGGUAAACGUCGACGAUGCAGGCGAGCUGGCCUCACAGUACAACGUAUUUAGCAUACCCACUCUGGCACUGUUCAAAGACGGCAAAAUGAUCAGCCAGCAGGUAGGCGCCGCAUCAAAAGAGUCCUACAAGAAGAUGAUCGACCGCGCCCUUGCCACAUAA